Messenger RNA from Amoebophrya sp. A25, 1630 nucleotides. Lineage: Eukaryota; Dinophyceae; Syndiniales; Amoebophryaceae. The record is from the annotation of a GenBank genome assembly.
AACGCGCAAUCUGGAGAGCAAGAACAGCGUUUGUGGUUGUCAUUUCUUGACUCGGACGUUUUGCCGGUUCUGUUUCGCUGUGUGAGGUGGGAAAGGCUACUCAUCUCUCGCGGAAACGAUCCCCUCGUCUGCUCCGGAUGUCGUGGUCGCAUGAUCGCGGAAAUUCUAGCUCUUGUCUUUCGUUUUGUAGCUUCGCCAACAGGUGGUCGUCUCGGUCCUCUACUUGCACCACGAAUGCGACGUAUCUUGCUGUGUUUCAUCCUCGAGCAAACGGAUUGGGAAUUGCACGCGCUAACCACGCACCAACAAUUCCCCUGCCCUGGUGACGAGGCCGUGGAAAAUAUCUUUUGGGUGCGAUUCUGUACAAGCGAGACAAUACUUGUGCUGAGCAGUUGUACCAGUACGUCAUCGGCUGGCACGAAAAGUCAAAAUGUGCCUACUAGUGCUGCUCCUUUGCUUUUACUUUUUCAAGAAUUGGCGCAGUUGCUAAUGAACGGCCCGCAGGACAACGGCGACAACGGUAGUCAAGCAAACUCAGGAGAAGAAAACGGUUUAUCGUCCGCGUCUGAAGCUGAGCCUGGAGUAGCAGGAAAAAGCGCAAAAGAGCAUGAGCAGGAACAAGAUGCUGAUCCAUUUUUGAAAUCGAAAAGCGGACGAGGGGAUGUGCCAGUCGCUUCCCUCAUAGGUUACACCCUUCUUGCAUUGCCCUGCCUUGAACGAUUUCGCUUUUCUUUACGCUCACGCAAGUCACACUUGGAAGUGCGGAGAAAACUCCUCAACUGCUUUAGCCACACAGCAUCUCCCGCGAUAGCAAUGGGAUUCGCGUGUGCAAUCCAAGAUUACAAUGCCGCGAGUAAGCUCCUGACUCGGUAUGUACAGAAAGUGCAGGAUGACCCAGAACUAGAACAACAGAUUUCAUCUCACAUCGCGAAGCCCUCAAAGGACGUGCCUCCGCCUUCACAUGGACGAAUUACAACCUGCAAAAGCGAAGAAGAUGCGGUUUUCGGAAUGGCGUAUCUUCAACAGCAAGUCCACAAAUCGGUGUUUCUCCUGGAACUUCCCAGUUUCCACCACUGUCGCACACGCGCCACUCUUUCACGACCGUUGCAAGACGCUAUGAACUACUUUUUCCUCCAGAUGUCGCUCGUUCUUCCACAAGCCUGCGCCUUUGACGUGUUGGCGGGACGCUUACUUGCUGAAUCUUCCAUGUUGAGGCUGGAACAAGAAGAUGAUGGAGCCGAGCACGGUUACCAUCUUCAGCAUCCUCGAGCCACUGACACUCCUGAAGAUGAUGACGAAACUUAUGCGGAUGAAUUGUUUCAUCUCAUUGAAGGGGAGGAUGAUGAGGACGAGACUGGAGCUGACCCUCAGCUGCGUGCACAAAAAUUCAAGCAGAACGGCAUGGAUGGCAUUAAAUCUCAAUCAAACAUCAGUGGCCUCUUAGAAGACGAUCCCUCUGAGACGUUGCUGUUGAAAGGCUGGCUCAAGGGAUGGCUGGGAUAAGCACAAGAAAAACGCAAAUGACUUUGACGCUUUGAGUUUGACUUAUUUCUUACCAAUUGCCUCCAAGAACAGAUCAUUUCGUUGUUUUUUUAUCGCAGACUACCCGCUCCCGUAUCCACCUUUGCGG